Opisthocomus hoazin is the source of this 1315-nucleotide messenger RNA. The record is from RefSeq and is a predicted model, not a curated record. Lineage: Eukaryota; Metazoa; Chordata; Aves; Opisthocomiformes; Opisthocomidae.
GAUGUCAGUGAAGGAGAUGGCCAAGGGCAUCACCUAUGACGACCCCAUUAAAACCAGCUGGAGAGCACCCCGUCACAUCCUGAGCAUGUCGGAGGCACGGCACGAUCGCGUGCGCAAGAAGUACCACAUCCUGGUGGAGGGGGAAGGCAUCCCGCCCCCCAUCAAGAGCUUCAAGGAGAUGAAGUUCCCAGCAGCUAUCCUGAGGGGCCUGAAGAAGAAAGGAAUCCAGCAGCCAACGCCCAUACAGAUCCAAGGCAUCCCCACGAUCCUCUCGGGAAGGGACAUGAUCGGCAUUGCGUUCACUGGCUCGGGGAAGACCUUGGUGUUCACCCUCCCGGUGAUCAUGUUCUGCCUGGAGCAGGAGAAGAGGCUGCCAUUUUCCAAGCGAGAGGGACCCUACGGACUCAUCAUCUGUCCCUCACGCGAGCUGGCCCGGCAGACCCACGGCAUCAUUGAGUACUACUGCCGCCUGCUGCAGGAGGACGGCCUGCCCCCGCUGCGCUGCGCCCUCUGCAUCGGGGGCAUGUCUGUCAAGGAGCAGAUGGAGACAAUCAAACAUGGUGUGCACAUGAUGGUGGCAACCCCUGGCCGCCUGAUGGACCUGCUGCAGAAGAAGAUGGUGAGCCUGGACAUCUGCCGUUACUUGGCCUUGGAUGAGGCCGACAGGAUGAUCGACAUGGGUUUUGAGGGCGACAUCCGUACCAUCUUCUCCUACUUCAAGGGCCAGCGGCAGACCCUCCUCUUCAGUGCCACCAUGCCCAAGAAGAUCCAGAACUUUGCCAAGAGUGCCCUGGUGAAGCCAAUCACCAUUAACGUUGGGCGAGCGGGUGCUGCCAGCCUGGACGUUGUGCAGGAAGUGGAGUACGUGAAGGAGGAGGCCAAGAUGGUGUACCUGCUCGAGUGCCUGCAGAAGCCCCCGCCGCCGGAGGAACGGACAAAAGCCAUCGAGGCCUUCCGGGAUGGGAAGAAGGAUGUCCUGGUUGCCACUGACGUCGCUUCCAAGGGCCUGGACUUCCCAGCCAUCCAGCACGUCAUCAACUACGACAUGCCGGAGGAGAUUGAGAACUACGUUCACCGCAUCGGGCGUACAGGCCGAUCGGGCAACACUGGCAUUGCCACCACCUUCAUCAACAAGGCCUGCGACGAGUCAGUGCUGAUGGACCUGAAGGCCCUGCUCCUGGAGCGGGCCUGCGCCUUCUGUGGCGGCCUGGGCCAUCGCAUCACCGACUGCCCCAAGCUGGAGGCGAUGCAGACCAAGCAAGUCAGCAACAUCGGCCGCAAGGACUACCUGGCCCACAGCUCGAUGGACUUCUAG